CAGAAUCCAGUUUGAUCAAAUUGGUUUGAUGUGAAUCAGUUACAGUGUUAUUUUGUGUGUGAAAAAAUGUUUCGAAAAUUUUUAAUAUUUUUAUUCUUUUUAGUUUUGGUAACAGCCAAACGUUUCGGUGUAAGUAUGAUCAAUGAUAUUAAUUAUGGUCAAAGAAGAUGGGAAAAACGUAAUAAUAAAACAAUGUUACCAGUUGGUGGUAUAAAUGCUGAUGGUCCAUAUGGACGUUAUCGUCGUCCACGUGCAAUUAAUCUUGAUGAUAAUUUUGAUAAUGAUAAAAAUAAUCUAAAACAACAAUCUGAAAUGAUUGAAAAGAAAUCAUUAAUGAAAAUGUUAAAACAACGGGAAAAUAAUCAAAAAUUUGAUGAUUUUUGGUCAACAGAUAGUGAUGAUGUAAUGGAUGAUUUGGAUAAUCGAUCAAUAACGGAUUCAAUAAAAACAACGAAUGGUACAAUGUUAUCCAAACGAUCAUCAUGGUCUUCCUAUUCAUAUUCAACACCAUCAUAUACAACACGAUCAUAUUCAACAAAUUCAAAUUAUGAUUGGUAUUGGCGAAAUCGUAUGGAUAAACAACAUUCAAUGAAUGAUUUAUCUAAUGUAAAUUCAUCAUCAAUGAAUAAUAAUAAUUUUUCCAAUCAAAAUGAAUCAUUUUCAAUGCCAAAUUUAACCAAUGUUUAUUAAGCAAAAAAAAAAUGGCAAUAAUAUUUUGUUUUU
Molecule: messenger RNA, 723 nt
Organism: Dermatophagoides pteronyssinus (European house dust mite)
Lineage: Eukaryota; Metazoa; Arthropoda; Arachnida; Sarcoptiformes; Pyroglyphidae
Source: RefSeq, a predicted model, not a curated record